UCUCGGCAUCAGUCGAAACGGCUGAGUUCUGUUUUAGAUUUCUUGGAUAUCUAAGACACUCCAUAACAGAUAACUUGUUUUGAUAGCAAGAGGUAUAAAGCGGAAUUUGAAAAUAUCACCUCAAUCUGUUGAUUAAUGAAUGAUAAAAAAUAAUAAUAUUAAAAAGUUAUUACCUAGCUUCAUCUGCAGCUGACGUAUAUAAAGAGCUCGAUCGAAAAGGACGGUUGCCAUAUCUGCAUACAAACAGUAAUGAGCAUCUAUUUAUCCAGUAUGAAUGAUCCAUGGUUGACGUGGUGAUUAAGAGUGUUUUAUAAACAUUUACCAGUKGAACUGCUGAGGACAUGUCUUACAAGAUGAAUUCCUCGGUAAUCAUCGCCAUCUCAAGCGAAGAAAACUCAAACAUCACUGUUAGUAUCGUUGAUGAUGAACUUCAUAUCAUCAAAAUGAGCGUAUAUCUGCCGAUAAUGUUCUUCAGUAUCACAGGAAAUACUUUGGUAAUACUCUCAGUUCUACUCUUCCAACGGUUAAAGACAGUACCCAACAUUUUCAUCGCUAAUCUUGCAGCUUGUGACUUUAUAACAACGAUCUCUAGCAUACCCUUUGAUCUUGCUUCUGAAGAACUUGGUUAUUGGCCCUACGGAGGUUUUAUGUGUAAGGUCCUGUGGCCCUUAGCGACAUUCUCGACUACUGCAGCUGUCUUCACGUUGCUAUCGAUCUCAGGUGACCGAUAUGGGGCUUUGUUGCAUCCGUUAAACUUCGGGAACAAAAUCACCAAGAAGAAAUGCUUCGUUAUAAUUUUCCUGGGGUAUGUUCUCGCUGCGUUGGCUGUCGUUCCGUACACGGUGUUUCUGAAAUACUACCCCAAACCAGAAUACGCACCGCAAUGCGGUGAAGAAUGGCCUAGUCUUAAAUACAGGAAGGCGUAUACUGUGUUCUUGUUUAGCAUACAGUACGCUAUUCCCUUGCCUAUUAUGACGUACAUUUACAUAAGACUAGGCCUACUGCUGUAUAACAGUACAAGAGUAGCGAACAAACUGAGUGGAGAGAAGAUGCCCUUAUCAUCAGCCCAAAACAUGAAAACAACUAGCGAGAUUUCAAACAAUUCGUUCAGUAGCUCUAAUAUAGUCAACCGAAGGCAAAUGUCUAUACAGAGACGCAAAGAACAGAAUGAGAAGACAGUCAAGAUGUUUUUACUCAUAGUAGCGAUAUUCCUCAUUUUUAUGCUUCCUAACCAGAUUCUUUGGAUUCUGUAUGAUUUUGGGGAUCCAGAGUUGCUCUCAUCGCAUAUUGACUUAGUAGCUUUCGUUUGUCGGGCUUUUACCUAUACCAACUCUGUUCUCAAUGUUGUUAUCUAUGGCGCAUGUAAUGGGAGCUUCAGAAUGGCUUUCAAGUCGAUUCUUAGAUGCAGGUGUGGGAAGCGACAUCAAAGGGAUCUCAAGCGUUCUUUGACAGUAUUCCAGGGUAGACACAACGCUGGUAACAAUCGGAGACACCCCAAAGAAAACUAUCAACAAAAGAACAAGACGGUGUCGUAUAGAAAAACUGAGUGGAGUACAGCUGAGGGGACAUCGAAUUCAUUCGACGAGACGUGCCAAGCGCACUUGCAAACAUCUGACAGUACAAAAAAUAAUUCGACUCCACAAUCGUCAAUGAACAAUUGCAGCGCGAUGCAGGGUAAAACACCAAUUGACAGUGGACAUUGUAAAAGUAAUAAUAAUAAUAUGUUAAAAGAAGGUGAAUCGUGUUUGCUGGAAGCUGAGAGACUGUUUAACAAGUUAUCUAAAGAAAUUGGCUUGGAAAAAGCAUUGAAUGUGAGUAAAUCGAAAGACAAAGUCGAACAAAACUGCAUCAAAUAUCUGCAAGAGACGAGGCUAUAAUGUCCAAUGUGGUCAUUCGCAUUGUCAUACAAUACAAGAUGCUUGGAAAUACGAUAUUCACGAGUUUUGAUACCAAUCUACUCGAUGUAUCAAGUCAGGAAGAAGUUACUUAAAUGAUAAGCAAAUAUUUAUUAAUUACGAUAACGCACGUUAUCUGGAAAAAAAACAUGCAUACUUUUCUACAAAUCUUGUUGUAGAAUGUAGGGCGAAUUGACUUGAAUUUCAAGCCAAUAACCUUCCAACAAUCUCUGACUGUUUACAGUUUUGUAGCAACAACGUUUGGUAGAUUUUACAUAACAUUCAGGCAAAGAAACUCCAAGCGCGCACCUGAGCCUAAAAUGAAACUAUUGCGUAAUAAUGUUACGAUGAAAUCGCAUCAAAAAAGUGUUUAUGCGCCCAACCAAUGACUAUGGGUUUUGAAUGGGAUAAUAUGAUAUCGUUUUUUUCCGUGAAAACUAAGAAAUAUUUCAAUUUGUAGUUUUUAGGCUUUUUAAAAAUAGCUUUGUUUUGAAUUCGCUUAGCGACAUUAGCAAUCUCGUUAUAACUUUGAUAACACUCUUGAAAUUGAUAUUUGACUCCUCGAUYUGUUCCACACCGUUACCUGUCAAAUAUUGAGCAUUAUUGAUUUGAAAGUUCCUUAAUGCAUUUAUAAACAAAAUAAAGGUAAAAUUAUCCGUCCUACAAAAACCAAGUAGGACUUUGGACAGUAAAACUACUUAGGAUUCUACUGGAAUGCCAAAGAUCUAAUCUUUCUGAAAUAACUUAAAUACUAGACAUUCCAGAAAAAAUGCGCGAACUGCUUUAUCGUGUUUCUGGCUUCGUUAUAAUUGAAAACUAAUGAAAUCUUUUUGAAAAAAAACUAAAUAUGGUUCUAAGUUAGUUAACGUUAGUUAUUGAUAAGUAAACAAUGUUGACCGCUUCGAAAUCAUUAGAAGCGGUUUUUGUCAAUGAUUAUAAUACAUACGCUUAAUUCUAUGAUAUGAAAUGAGCCUGUACUUUGAGUUGCUUAUCAGAAAAGAUACUUUUUCUUGAGAAUCAGCUGAAUUGGGCCGCAAAUUGGAAUUCAUAGACAAUAAGAUUAAUUAUAAAAUAAGUUAAUUGAUGAUUAAAAUCAUCAAGUAGGUGUAGUCAAUGUUGGUGACAUUAAAUACGACUCAGACAUGAGUUAAUGCUGUUACUACCCACGCAUCCACCUGAUCUGAAAUAGUGACGUAGAAAUGACGUCACUGUAAAACUGAGGUGCCAUAGAUGCUGUGAAAAUUGACCAGCGAAAAAUAAUAACUUGUCCACCAUUGAAAUAACAAUAUAAAACUCAUUAUUUAUUGUGACAUUGUUACCAACUUAUAUAUUUGUUACCAACAAUACAUUUUCAAUUCUCCGGGAAAUAGAAUUGAGCAAAAACUG
Molecule: messenger RNA, 3281 nt
Organism: Actinia tenebrosa (Australian red waratah sea anemone)
Lineage: Eukaryota; Metazoa; Cnidaria; Anthozoa; Actiniaria; Actiniidae
Product: QRFP-like peptide receptor
Biological process (GO): G protein-coupled receptor signaling pathway
Cellular component (GO): membrane
Molecular function (GO): G protein-coupled receptor activity
Source: RefSeq, a predicted model, not a curated record